UCUACAGAGUACCUGGCAGGGCCUUGCUGGAGAUGGACAGCAGGAUUCCUUAUGAUGACUACCCGGUGGUUUUCCUGCCUGCCUAUGAGAAUCCCCCAGCAUGGAUUCCUCCUCAUGAGAGGGUAUACCACCCAGACUACAACAAUGAGUUGACCCAGUUUCUGCCCCGAAUCGUCAUACUGAAGAAACCCCCUGGAGCUCAGUUGGGAUUUAACAUCCGAGGAGGAAAGGCCUCCCAGCUAGGCAUCUUCAUCUCCAAGGUGAUUCCUGACUCUGAUGCCCAUCGAGCAGGACUUCAGGAAGGGGACCAAGUCCUAGCUGUGAAUGAUGUGGAUUUCCAAGAUAUUGAGCACAGCAAGGCUGUUGAGAUCCUGAAGACAGCCCGCGAAAUCAGCAUGCGUGUCCGCUUCUUUCCCUACAAUUAUCAUCGCCAAAAAGAGAGGACUGUGCACUAGAGAGUUGCAACCCACAGCCUUCCACAUGGAAUCUUCUAGGAUAGGCUGGCUAGACCUCAGGGAAGCCACUUGGGAAACUCUGCUCUCAGCCCUGCCCUGGCAUAGUGGAGUGGGGAGGAUGGGGAGACAGUGAUGCCCUGCACUGAGCUAGCUAGCCAACUGCAUUACCCAAACUGUACUGCACUUUUAGUUCCCUAGUUUUCUGGGUGAGCUUCAUUCCCUGAGAGGAGAAGAGUGAUGAUGUCUAAGUAUAGCCUAACCUGUGGAAAACCCUGCUAGAAAAGACAAUUGACAUGUAUUGAAUACCAUGUGCUAGGCAAUUAUACAUAUGUCAUAUCAUUUUCAUUAGAGUAUACAAAUGAGUAGAAAAAGGAAUCUUGGGGACCUUCUAUCUUAUCUGCCUGGCCAUCUCAUCCCAUCCUUACACUACCAGUCUCACACCCUUCAGAGACUCCAGUGGGACCCUGUUUUGACCCCCUCCCUCCUCCUAUCCUCUCCCCAAAAAAGUAAAAUGCAAUGCUGAGGAAAUGUUGGUGUGACUCUUGGAUGAUACUGAUUGGGUGUGAAAUGCUAUUGAGGCAAAAAUAAAAGCUCUUCCCAAGAGAGGAGCCACUGGAAGUAACAGAGCAACACUAUACCUACUUCACAACUAUCUCUCUGGCUAGAACAUUAGGGAGGCUCAGGAACCUUAGCCACAGUAGUACUAAGGAAUGGCAUAGGUGAGGAGUAUUGGAGGAAACAGUGUCCCUUCCCCCAUGAGCUUUGAAUAUUUCUCUGCAGGGGGCAGUAUUAAUAUAGUUCCGUCUUUUCCUUUCCCAAAUUCUUUGAUCUGGAACAUAAACUAAGGGAGAGACUUAGAUGCAUUUCUUUUCAGGGACAGCAGGAAGAAAUUAGUUCCCAAUUUCCAACUUGUAGGUUGAGUAGUACUGAGUGCCGAUUUCCUCCUUUUCUUCACCCUGGCCCCAAAAUAACCUUCUGCCAUGUUCUUAGUUCCUUAGUUAUCGAUCCACUGUUAGAGAUUCCAGGCCAUACUUUAUACCAUUUCCAUUGGCAUGUUAACAUUCCCAUUCAGAAUAGAAAGUUUUCUAAUGAGGUAUGGGGUCAAGUGCCCCCAUAAUGAAAGUCCCAAAUUUGCCUUGAAAGAAUUCUGGGAAGCUUAAAUAUAGAUUUGCAGGCCCUUUGCCUGGAGAGUGAUUCUGUUGGUCUGAGGUGGAACUUCGAAAUCUGAAUUUUUAAAUAAAGGACAUAAGUCUUCAAAUAUGGCAAAUAGUUCUAAAUAGUAGUACUAUAUCUCUAUGAGGAAGUUCUGGCUCUUCCUAUAAAUGCCACCUAGCUCUAUGGUACCUCUUCUAGAGGCUCUGUGCCAUUCUUAGGUAGCAACAUCCUUGUGAACAGAGUUGGAGGUAGAAUCAAUUUAGCUGUCUCUUUCCUUCCUGGGAAAUCCCCUCUAUUCUAGACUCCUUUUUGCUCUGCUGCCCUCCAAUGGCCAUCUGAGAAAGAAACUAGAGGCUGAGAUACUUGCACAAAGGCAUAUUGACUGAGUCUACUGAAGGUUGAGGUCCAAGACUCUCCCUGUGGUUAACAGGUUUUAAAACAACUCAUCUAAGAGGUGUGGUAAACAUAGUAACAAGUCCCAGCCAGGUGCUACAGGCCUAAGAGGCAAAAACCCUCCUGCCCUAAAUUGAUUCUCAGUCUGAGGUACUUGGAAUGGUUCUGUGUUGGGGCACCAGCAUGAUGCAAUUGCAUUGUGGAGGUAUAGGUAUAGUGUGGAGAAGGCAUAAGCAAUAAGAGGCUGAGGCAAGGGCCGGCCCCGUGGCUUAGCGGUUAGGUGCGCGUGCUCCGCUGCUGGCGGCCCGGGUUUGGAUCCUGGGCGUGCACUGUUGCGCCGCUUCUCCGGCCAUGCUGAGGCCGUGUCCCACAUACAGCAACUAAAAGGAUGUGCAGCUGUGACAUACAGCUAUCUACUGGGGCUUUGGGGGGAAAAAAAUAAAUAAAAGAGGCUGAGGCAAAAGGACCAGUCGUUUAUUGAGGGUGUAGACAAGAAAACAGUAGAGAAUGAACUGUAUCAGCCUAUGAGGUAUCCCAGCUGCUGUAGAACUGCAUCCCCUAUAGAUGUCCUUUAGCAGUCAGAGAAGGUAAGGUGGGAUUCCUGGGCCCUGCAAGAACUUUCCACUCAGUAGCUGUGAGAUGCAGUCAAGAAAAAGGAUAGCAUUUUCAGGGGUUCCAUUUUACUCCUAAGCCCAGGAAUUGGACGAGAGCUUAGUAAGUGGCCAAGUGUUUAAACCAUAAACCUGAGGGUGCAGGAGGACUGGUACUGGGAAGCCCAAAUGCAAUAAAUUCAUCACAUUAGGCAGAGAGAGCCUAAGCUGUCAACAGGAACAAUGGCUUUUGAUGCCUGACUCAUUGGAGGGCUCCAGUUGGAUUUCAACUACUGAAGUGUGUGUUAAGGAAGGUAAUAGAGUGAGGUGGCUGGGGUCAAAUCUCAGCUCCCAGGGGCAGCUUCUAGGAGACACAGAAGAGGAAUUCUGAUCUUAUGAUCCCUUUCACCUAAAGGCAAACCGGGGAGCUACUUUGGGCUGAAGUUAGUCCCAUUUUCCCUUAAAUAUCAGUCAGGCAGAAUAAUUGGCCUGGCCAUCAACUAGGCAAAAGAAGUUUGCUUUCUCUGCUUGUACACUCCCUACCCCAGCAAAGCCACAAGAAAGGGUAUACUCCUCUUCCUUCAGUGGAGAUGAACUACUUCUGGAAGGAAGGGCAGAAGCCAUGUGCCAGAAUAGCUGUGGAUGUGUGUGAAUGGUGAAGCACAAAAGAACAAAAGGUCAAGUUCAGGGACAUGAUUCUGGGCCUUUGCACUAUACAAUGGGAGAUGAACCUUACCCCCUCCCCACGAUAGGACAAGUCAAGGUUAUCCAAAAGAGUAAGCAGUGGUGGUUAGCUAGAGACAAGAGUGCAAUGGAAGUAUCAUGAAGAGAAAUGGGUAUUACAUUAUUCACGUUGUAAGUGGUUUUGGCACUGGUCCCUAUAAACAUCAUGUUGAGAUCUCUGGAUUUUUCUUCCCCCUCUUCUGCAGAGACUCCUCUGGACAAAUGAGAAAUGAUGUGAGGGACCAGAUAGUGAAAAGAUAAGGGGUUUCCCUACACAAAAGGAGAGAUGGAAAGACAUAUACCAGAGGUUGCAAAAUGGCAGCCUGAGAGUCACAUCCAGCCUACAGUAAAAUAAAGUUUUUUCAUCUA
Messenger RNA from Diceros bicornis minor, 3685 nucleotides. It is a transcript of the gene PDZD11, whose product is annotated as PDZ domain containing 11. Gene Ontology annotation, molecular function: protein binding. The transcript has 8 exons. Lineage: Eukaryota; Metazoa; Chordata; Mammalia; Perissodactyla; Rhinocerotidae. The coding region runs from base 33 to 455 and encodes 140 amino acids. The record is from RefSeq and is a predicted model, not a curated record. Gene Ontology annotation, cellular component: synapse; cell-cell junction; basolateral plasma membrane. Gene Ontology annotation, biological process: maintenance of epithelial cell apical/basal polarity; protein localization to basolateral plasma membrane; neurotransmitter secretion.